UGAAGCCCCUCGCAACUGAUACUCUCACAAACCAAUCGUGUCUCCGUUCAUCUGUUCUCGAAAUACCCGAGAGCCAAUGAACGGGAGCGGGGGGAAGGACGAGGGACCAGCUGAACUUAGGAGAAGUGGAUAUGCCCUGGGGAUUCUCUCUGCUUGCCAAGCUGCUGCAGGGCCGGUAACCCUUAGCUUUUUUUGCGCGCACUGGACUCGCCAGCCGCGCUGGUUCCGGCCUCAAGUGCCUCUGGUGCUGUUGUCAAAAUGGUGAUCAAAGUGUUUGUGGCAACGUCCUCGGGGUCGACGGCGAUUAAAAAAAAACAGCAAGAAGUAGUAGGCUUUUUAGAGGCCAACAAAAUUGAUUUUAAGGAAAUGGACAUAGCCUGUGAUGAAGACAACCGGAAAUGGAUGAGAGAAAACGUUCCGGGUGAAAAGAAGCCACAAAACGGGAUCCCUCUCCCUCCCCAGAUAUUCAACGAGGAACAGUAUUGUGGGGAUUUUGAUUCAUUUUUCUGUGCAAAAGAAGAAAAUUACAUUUAUUCAUUCCUAGGAAUUGCUCCUCCACCAGGCUCAAUGGAAGGGAGGAUUACAGAGGAGGUACCAACUGUGCCAAAUGGGGAUAUUUCUGGAGAAGAGCACAAAAUUGCAGAGGAGACUGAAAAAUCUUCAGUUACUGAAGAAAAUGAGAUACAAGCAGAAGAUGACACUGAGGCCAAGGCUGAGGCUACUAAAGAACAGGAACAAGAUGAAGAACAGCCAGCAACAGAAGAAGUAAAAGAAGCACAGGAAGAAGAGGAAGAGGUAGGAAAAGAAGAGGAAGAAGAGAAGGAAUCUUAGUACAUUUGUUUGAUAUUUUUUUCUUCAAAAGAUAUUUCAGGAACUGGGAGUUGAUGGCAUCACUGCAGAGUGAAGUGGAAAACAAUCACUUUCCCUCCACGAAAAUAUUACUGCAUUUCUAUGCAACUCCAGAUAUCAGCACAGAUAUAAUCUGAGACAAUAAGCAGCUCCACAUGUGAACUUUCUAUAUAAAUAUUGUUAUUGUGUUGUGUGUGUACAGCUGUUUGUGCUAUUCUGCCUUUGUGUCCAGUGGGGCUUCAGAUCUUGAUGAUCAACAAGCAUUAUGAGACUGAUGUUAUGAUAUGCAGCUCCUCUGGGCAGGGAUUGGUUCGGUCUCCAUAUUGGUAUCCUGACAGGUACACGCUAGCAAUGCUCAGAAUUGAUGGCCAGACCAUUCUGAACUGGAAACUCCCAAGGAAGCUCUCCAUGUAUGUGCCACAACUUGCUUGUCCCUAAAGUAGUCUUAUAAUGUACAGCAAUUGAAAUAAACACUUUUCAUGCCAACUGCCUGCUUGUGCCGUACAAGCAUUAAUUUGUCAAUGUAAGUGAUACAAUUAGAAAACUAAAAAUCAUUCAUUAUUUCUUCCCUUAGAAAAAGUUCUGUGUGGUGAUCUCCCCUUCCCCCCUCUAUUUUUGUGCCAGUUUUACACUAAUUUACAUUUUCUUGUCAUAAUUCCAUUUUUAAUAGAGGCAGGCCUUUUCAAAAGAUACUAAUCACUGUAUCAGUGUAAGUGAAUAAGUUGGAAUGUUAGGUUUCCCUUCUGCUAAUAAAAUAUUACAGAAGGCUGAAACUAUCUGAAGAAAAUUGAUGGAGGGCAAAAUCUUAUAACCCAUUCUCUUGCAAACCCUGUUGUGCUUUGUGGGAAGCUGUGGAGGUUAAUGGAAAACUAUUACUCAUUGGCAAAUAAACUAAUUAAAUCACCAUAAAGAAAUUAACUGUGACUAUCCCCCCCCCCCCAAAAGCAUGAUGUGAUUACAAUAAGGUUAUACAUAGGAAAAGCAAUCAAAUAUCUCAUUUGAUUUUUGCAAUUUAAUGACUUUAGUCACAGCAGAUGGGGCACAGGGAGGAUCAGACUAGAAAGUAUGCUGGAGAUCCAUAGACUCCUGUCAGUUUUAGUAAUAUGCUAUUAAUCAGCCUAGGGUCAUGGCUAAAGAGGCUUUUAAGCUGAGCUUGUCUCCUGCUGACUGCACUCAUAGUUUUUUUGACAGUGUCAUGGAAGUCCUUUGCCACUGCUUUCUUCUGGGAUGGCUUUUCAACUUUCCAGUCUACCCUAUCCUCCGAAAUCCCCUUCUGUAGUUGCUCAGGUGCUAGCUAGGACCAACCCCCCCUUGCCUUCUAAGUUCAGCCAAGGUCAUCUAGGUACUGUUACUUGCUCUGGCAGGGUAGUGGUGAAAGUGUUGGAAUUAGACCAGGAAGACUCAGGUUUGAGUUCCUGUCUAGCCUAUCUCUCCAGCUAGGAUUUUCUCACAAGGUUAUUGUGUUAAGUACUUGGGGUGCUUCUUCAGGUGAAGGUUAAUUGGAAGAGAAAAGGAUUAGAAAUCUUAUUUCCCAUAUCGUGAUUCUAUCCAAACUCAGCCUUUGUAAUUUGAAAGUGAUAUGGGAGAGAAGAAGUUGAAAAUGAAGCAGUGAAAAAGGAAGAUAUAACCCUCCCUGACCUGUGUGCUGCGGUACUUACCUUGAUCUUGCUUGCUGAGUUGAGAAUAAGUGAAAAGAAGUACAGCAACAACAUACUAUAAUUAACUCUACAUGUAGUUUCUCUUUUAGCCAUUGGGAGUCAUUGUAGUCCUCAGGACGCACCCACAGUGUAAAACUUCCCAAGCAGAAGAAUCCUAUUUGGGUGAAAACAAUCAGAACUGCUGCUGUUUAUAGCAGGUGAUGGAUCAGCACAACGGUUCUAACUUCUGUACACUCCCUAUAAUUAGCUACAUAAAUCGUUGAAGAUAUGAAGGAACAUUGAAAUUGCUGUAGGAUUGCUUAUAUAAAUUAACGGUGCAGGAACUGUGGCUACCCUGAUGUUGUUGAACUACAGUUGCCACUAGCCAUGCUGGCUGGGGCUGCUGGGAGUUGUAGUUCAUCACCAUCUGGAGACCUAUAGGUUUCCAUCUCUGCUAGAGACACAGUGCUAGGAUUUUACUUAUUAAACUUGAAAUCUAUCACCCACCCACCCACCAGCUUCUAGACUAGUCUUUUUUUGGAGGGAUGUGCAUUAGCCUGUUUUUUAGUGAAGGUUUAAUCAGCAACCCCAUUACCUGUAAUGCCUGCACCUCGUGUUAUUUAUUUAUCCCCUCCAGUGCCUUUGUAUUGUGUAAAAGCUGCUAGAAAUCUCAGUGUACUUAAAAAAAGAACUUUUCUAUCCA
Candoia aspera is the source of this 3189-nucleotide messenger RNA. RefSeq names its product SH3 domain binding glutamate rich protein (gene SH3BGR). The transcript is spliced from 8 exons. NCBI's taxonomy places the organism in Eukaryota, Metazoa, Chordata, Lepidosauria, Squamata, Candoiidae. The coding region runs from base 259 to 831 and encodes 190 amino acids. Gene Ontology annotation, cellular component: cytoplasm. The record is from RefSeq and is a predicted model, not a curated record.